Molecule: messenger RNA, 3666 nt
Organism: Prorocentrum cordatum
Lineage: Eukaryota; Dinophyceae; Prorocentrales; Prorocentraceae
Source: the annotation of a GenBank genome assembly
GAUGGAGUCGUCGGGCGGCCUCCCGCCUUCGCCGCGCGGCAGCGUCUCUGAGCGGGCCGUUGGGUCUGAGGCUGCGGUGAGCUCCGUUCAGCCAGCCGGGGCGGUGCCGGAGGGCUCGAGGCAGCAGGUGCAGGAUACGGAUGCCAUGGCCAGCUCUCGGCCCUCAACGCAGGCCAAGCUGAUCUUUGAGCGGGUCGCUGAGCUGGAGGCUGCGCUGAGUUCUCUUCAGCGAGGCGGCGUGGAGCCCGCCAGAAGCGCCAGAAGCCAGCAGUCUGACGUGGAGGCGCAGGGCUCGCGGCAGCAGCUGCAAGAGAUGGAGUUGUCGGGCGGCCUCCCGCCUUCGCCGCGCGGCAGCGUCUCUGAGCGGGCCGUUGGGUCUGAGGCUGCGGUGGGCUCCGUUCAGCCAGCCGGGGCGGUGCCGGAGGGCUCGAGGCAGCAGGUGCAGGAGAAGGAUGCCAUGGCCGGCUCUCGGCCCUCAACGCAGGCCAAGCUGAUCUUUGAGCGGGUCGCUGAGUUGGAGGCUGCGCUGAGUUCUCUUCAGCGAGGCGGCGUGGAGCCCGCCAGAAGCGCCAGAAGCCAGCAGCCUGACGUGGAGGCGGAGGGCUCGCGGCAACAGCUGCAGGAGAUGGAGUCGUCGGGCAGCCUCCCGCCUUCGCCGCGCGGCAGCGUCUCUGAGCGGGCCGUUGGGUCUGAGGCUGCGGUGGGCUCCGUUCUGCCAGCCGGGGCGGUGCCGGAGGGCUCGAGGCAGCCGGUGCAGGAGACGGAUGCCGCGGCCGGCUCUCGGCCCACAUUGCAGGCCAAGCUCUCAGAGCCAGUCGCUGAGAUGGAGGCCGCGCUGAGCUCUCUUCAGCGAGGCUGCGUGCCCGCGAGAAGCCAGCAGCCUGACGUGGAAGCGGAGGGCUCGAGGCAGCAGCUGCAGGAGAUGGAGUCGUCGGGCGGCCUCCCACCUUCGCCGCGCGGCAGCGUCUCUGAGCGGGCCGUUGGGUCUGAGGCUGCGGUGGGCUCCGUUCAGCCAGCCGGGGCGGUGCCGGAGGGCUCGAGCCAGCAGGUGCAGGAGACGGAUGCCGUGGCCAGCUCUCGGCCCUCUCUGCAGGCCAAGCUGAUCUUUGAGCGGGUCGCUGAGCUGGAGGCCGCGCUGAGCUCUUUCCAGCGAGGCUGCGUGGAGCCCGCCAGAAGCGCCAGAAGCCAGCAGCCUGACGUGGAGGCGGAGGGCUCGCGGCAGCAGCUGCAGGAGAUGGAGUCGUCGGGCGGCCUCCCGCCUUCGCCGCGCGGCAGCGUCUCUGAGCGGGCCGUUGGGUCUGAGGCUGCGGUGGGCUCCGUUCAGCCAGCCGGGGCGGUGCCAGAGGGCUCGAGCCAGCAGGUGCAGGAGACGGAUGCCGUGGCCAGCUCUCGGCCCUCUCUGCAGGCCAAGCUCUCAGAGCGGGUCGCUGAGCUGGAGGCCGCGUUGAGCUCUCUUCAGCGAGGCUGCGUGGAGCCCGCGAGAACCCGCCAGAAGCCAGCAGUCCGACGUGGAGGCGGAGGGCUCGAGGCAGCAGCUGCAGGAGAUGGAGUCGUCGGGCAGCCUCCCGCCUUCGCCGCGCGGCAGCGUCUCUGAGCGGGCCGUUCGGUCUGAGGCUGCGGUGGGCUCCGUUCAGCCAGCCGGGGCGGUGCCAGAGGGCUCAAGCCAGCAGGUGCAGGAGACGGAUGCCGUGGCCAGCUCUCGGCCCUCUCUGCAGGCCAAGCUCUCAGAGCGGGUCGCUGAGCUGGAGGCCGCGUUGAGCUCUUUCCAGCGAGGCUGCGUGGAGCCCGCCAGAAGCGCCAGAAGCCAGCAGCCUGACGUGGAGGCGGAGGGCUCGCGGCAGCAGCUGCAGGAGAUGGAGUCGUCGGGCAGCCUCCCGCCUUCGCCGCGCGGCAGCGUCUCUGAGCGGGCCGUUGGGUCUGAGGCUGCGGUGGGCUCCGUUCUGCCAGCCGGGGCGGUGCCGGAGGGCUCGAGGCAGCCGGUGCAGGAGACGGAUGCCGCGGCCGGCUCUCGGCCCACAUUGCAGGCCAAGCUCUCAGAGCGAGUCGCUGAGAUGGAGGCCGCGCUGAGCUCUCUUCAGCGAGGCUGCGUGCCCGCGAGAAGCCAGCAGCCUGACGUGGAGGCGGAGGGCUCGAGGCAGCAGCUGCAGGAGAUGGCCGUGGCCGGCUCUCGGCCCUCACCGCAGGCCAGGUUCGCCGUGCGGGUGGCUGAGCUGGAGGCCGCGCCGGACUCCCUCCGGCGAGCCCCCGCGGAGCCCGCGAGGCUGGCGCCGAAGGCGGCCCUCGAACGGGCCCAGAAGGCUCGGCAGAGGGCCCUGCUGGACUCCGAGCAGGGGCGAACCCUCGAGGAGGACGCGCAGAGCGAGGAGGAUGCGGAGGGCUCGGAUCGGCAGGCGGACGAGCUGGAGGCGCUCGGUGGCGCCCCGCCUUCCCCGCAGACGGGCGCCUCUGAUCGAGUCGCUGGGCCUGAGGCUGCCCCGGACUCCUUUCAGCGUGCUGGCGCGGAGCCCGCGCGAAGUGAGCAGACCUCGCGGGAGGCGACGGCUUCGAGGCAGCAGCUGCAGGAGAUGGCCGUGGCUGGCUCUCGGCCCUCACCGCAGGCCAGGUUCGCCGUGCGGGUGGCUGAGCUGGAGGCCGCGCCGGACUCCCUCUGGCCCGCGGAGCCCGCGAGGCUGGCGCCGAAGGCGGCCCUCGAACGGGCCCAGAAGGCCCGGCAGAGGGCCCUGCUGGACUCCGAGCAGGGGCGAACCCUCGAGAAGGACGCGCAGAGCGAGGAGGAUGCGGAGGGCUCGGAUCGGCAGGCGGACGAGCUGGAGGCGCUCGGUGGCGCCCCGCCUUCCCCGCAGACGGGCGCCUCUGAUCGAGUCGCUGGGCCUGAGGCUGCCCCGGACUCCUUUCAGCGUGCCGGCGCAGAGCCCACGCGAAGCGAGCAGACCUCGUGGGAUGCGACGGUUUCGAGGCAGCAGUUGCAGGAGAUGGCCGUGGCUGGCUCUCGGCCCUCACCGCAGGCCAGGCUCGCCGAGCGGGUGGCUGAGCUGGAGGCCGCGCUGAGUUCUCUUCAGCGAGGUGGCGUGGAGCCCGCCAGAAGCCAGCAGUCUGACGUGGAGGCGGAGGGCUCGCGGCAGCAGCUGCAGGAGAUGGGGUCGUCGGGCGGCCUCCCGCCUUCGCCGCGCGGCAGCGUCUCUGAGCGGGCCGUUGGGUCUGAGGCUGCGGUGGGCUCCGUUCAGCCAGCCGGGGCGGUGCCGGAGGGCUCGAGGCAGCAGGUGCAGGAGACGGAUGACGUGGCCGGCUCUCGGCCCUCAACGCAGGCCAAGCUCUCAGAGCGGGUCGCUGAGCUGGAGGCUGCGCUGAGCUCUCUUCAGCGAGGCGUUGUGGAGAGGAGACCUGGAAAUUGGCAGUCCUCGCAGGAAGCAGAGGGCUCGAGGCAGCAGCUGCAGGACAGCCUCGCCGACAAGGCGGAGGCCGCGCUGGACUCCGAGCAGAGGCGAGCUCGCGGGGAGCCGGCGCGGAGCGAGCAGCAGCUGAGGGCUGCGGAGGGCUGGAGUCGGCAGCCGCAGGAGACGGAGUCGUUGGCCCGCCUCCCGCCGUCGUCGCAGGCCAGCGUCUCGCAGCGCGCCGCCGGGCCAGCGGCGGCGCUGGACAGCGCGGGGCGAGGCGGCGCGGAGCCCG